UGUGCGUGCGCGCGCUUGGCCCGGCGCCGCGCACUCCAGCCCCUGUGUGUAGGAACCAGAGCAGUGGAGCUCUGAGCUAGACAUGGCGGCGGAUCCUAAGCCGGACUGGCUCUCCUGCCUUCCCUCUGCCUGGAGUUACGGGGUGACUCGGGAUGGACGCAUAUUCUUUAUCAACGAAGAAGCGAAGAGCACAACCUGGCUGCAUCCCGUUACUGGAGAAGCCGUAAUCACGGGCCACAGAAAAACUCCAGAUUUACCAACAGGAUGGGAGGAAGGAUACACAUUCGAGGGAGCUCGUUGCUUCAUCAAUCACAAUGAGCGAAAGGUGACCUGUAAGCACCCGGUGUCAGGCGUCCCCUCCCAAGACAACUGCAUCUUUGUCGUGAACGAACACAUGAAUUGUGGAAUGCUUGUCCACCCUGACAAGCCAGUAGAGGCUCUGAGCAGGCCGGCUCCCAAGGCUUCAUCAGAGCAAGGCAGCAGCAGAGACAAGAAGGAGCGUCCCAUGAGCACCAUGAGUGAAGCGUCAAACUACACGGGUGGCUCCGACUACAGCACCUUCCCCGGCAGCCCGGCCACCACCGCCAACACCACCACCACCUCCACUUCAUCCACACGGCCCUCUAGGUCUUCCAAAAAAGUUCACAACUUCGGGAAGAGGUCAAACUCCAUCAAGAGGAACCCCAAUGCCCCGGUUGUCAAGAGCAACUGGCUUUACAAACAGGACAGCACAGGCAUGAAGCUGUGGAAGAAGAGGUGGUUCGUUCUGUGCGACAUGUGCCUCUUCUACUACCGUGAUGAGAAAGAGGAUAGCAUCCUGGGAAGUAUCCUGCUGCCAAGCUUUCACAUCUCCAUGUUGUCUGUGGAUGACCACAUCAGCAGGAAAUACGCCUUCAAGGCCACUCACCCCAACAUGCGGACGUAUUAUUUCUGCACUGACACAUCCAAAGAGAUGGAGUCCUGGAUGAAAGUCAUGACGGAUGCUGCCCUCGUCCACUCUGAACCAGUGAGAAGACUGGACAAGUUGAAAGUGGAUCAGCGGACAUCUCAGGAGUUGAACAACUUUCUGAACCACAGAGCCCUAACCCGGCCCGAGAUCCAGAACAACGAACGCAACCGCGAGCCCAUGCGACAACACUCCCUGUCUCGAGUCGACGACAAACGGCAGAAAGACCUGGAGAAACACAACUGCCAGCGGGAGUACUACACCUUACAGAGAGAUGGGGAGAAGUACUCGCUGAAGAAAGACGGCGUGAGCUACAUGCUCCAGAAGGACGGAGAGAGGUACAUGCUGCGAAAAGACGGGGAGAAGUCUUCGCUGCAGAAAGACGGCGAGGUGUGCGCACUCCACAGGGAUCUGGAGAAGCAUGCUGUCCAGAACAAGGAUGAAAAGUGCACUGUGACGCCGACGGAGGAGAAAUAUGCUCCGUCUAAAGAUGGAGAGAAGUACCUGCUCGCGAAGGAUGGAGAGAAAUACGCACUGCAAAAAAUAGGAGACAGGCACACACUCCAAAAAGAUGGACCAAAAUACGUUCCCCAGAAGCAGGUGAAGAGACAGCUAUCAUUAAAGGAGACGGAGAGGUACGGCGUCAUGAGGGAGAUGGAGAAUAAAUAUGGUACCAUACAGGUUUUGGACAAAUACGGCACUCUGAAGGAAGUGAGGAAAUACAGCACACUCCGGGAAGGGGAUAAAUACGCUACUCUCAGAGAUGCAGGGAAGUAUGCUACGAUCCGUGGCGGGGAUAGAUAUGGCUUCCAGAGAGACCCGAGUGCAGAGAGGUCUCUGACUAAAAUCAGCAGCAUCAAGCUGCAGCCGGCUCAGGCCGCUGCUAUCGCAGCCGCAGUGUCUGCAUCUCGCCAGGGCCAAGCCAAUCUCAUUGUCCAGCAUCCUGCGCAGGUCAACGGCUCGGGAUCCGUGGCGGCACCCGCUGAGCAGACAGGGGACUGCAGCCCGGCAGAGGUGGACAGCAGCCUGGCCAUGGGUCCAGGAAAGUCCCCUGCUCCAGUACAGGAGCCGGAGAAGGGCCUGUCCCGGACCAACUCCAUGCAGCAGCUGGAACACUGGGUCCGCACACACAGGACAAGAGGACAGGACGAUGACACCAGGAGUGUUACGUCCUACCAGACCCUACCCAGGAACAUGCCCAGCCACCGUGCUCAGAUUGUGCCCCGCUACCCAGAGGGCUACCGCACACUGCCCCGCAACAGCAUGAUGAGGCCCGACAGCAUCUGCAGCGUGGCGGGCUCUGUGUAUGACCGGGCCCUCCGUCCCGCCUCCACCAGCACCAUCACCACAGCGGAGAAGAGGCGGUCGAUGAGGGACGACACCAUGUGGCAGCUGUACGAGUGGCAGCAGAGACAGGCCUUCUCCAGGCACAGUCUGGCUCAGCCAACAGCUGUGGGUCAUUAUGGCACCCUGCCCAGCACAAAGACCAUGGGUAACAUCUGUGAACACGCUGUGGCGCACUCCAUCCCCACCUCACCGUCUCACGGCUCUCUGGCCCUCUACAGCACCUUCUCCCCCCCGCGCCAGCAGGUCCCUCCCAACCCCAGCAGCUCCCAAUCCGAGGUGUCCUCACCUGUCUCCAGGGGGGACCAGACGCUGGACCACCGGCACAGGACGCAGCUCGCCAAGUACAGCUACCCGCCUGACCGACGAUCCAUUGCAGCUGGCGUCCCUCCUCAGUCCAUCACCCCACAGUCCCUGCAAGGCAAGACGCCCGAGGAGCUGACCCUGCUCCUGAUCAAGCUCCGCCGGCAGCAGGCGGAGCUCAACAGCCUGCGGGAACACACAGUAGCUCAGCUAAUGGCCCUGGGUUUGGAGGGGCCCAACGCCAAGACUGACGUUCUUUCUCAUCACCUCCAAAGGAACCUUAUUUACCUGGACAGCCAGACGAAGGAGAAUGAGCCUCUAAUCUUCAUGAUUCACACUAUGAUCGAGAACUCGGCACCGAGGCCGCAACUCUAUCAGCAAAUCAGUCCAGACGACUUCAAAGACGGCUCGUUCAUCCCGCGCACAGAGGAGGCUGACAUAGACACCAAGCUGAGCAGACUGUGUGAGCAGGACAAGGCGGUGAAGAUGCAGGAGGAGAAACUGCAGCAGCUACACAGAGAGAAGCACACUCUUGAGACGGCCCUGCUGUCUGCCAGUCAGGAGCUGAGUGAACAGAGCGGCUCCAGCGCCGGCGCCACCCAGAGCCUGAUCCAGCAGAGGGACGUGCUGCAGAACGGUCUGCUCAGCACCUGCAGAGAGCUGUCCAGAGUCAGCACUGAGUUGGAGCGUUCCUGGAGGGAGUACGACAGGUUGGGGGCAGACGUUACUCUGGCCAAGUCCAACCUGCUGGAGCAGCUGGAGGCCCUGGGCAGCCCACAGACAGAGCCUCCAAGCCAGCGGCACAUCCAGAUCCAGAAGGAGCUGUGGAGGAUCCAGGACGUGAUGGAGGCUCUGGCCAAAAACAAGCCACAGCGGAGCACAGACAGCACAGGUUUACCUGGUUCCAAACCACUCUCCAGUCUCCAGAAGAACGAGGCAGUGACGCUGCUGCCGCUCAGUCCGCUCAGGGAGGGCGACAGUGUGCCCCCCCGCCCGCCCCUCCCCCACUUCUACGACUCAUCAGAGCGCCCCCCUCACGUGCCCCCCCACCACUCGCACCCCGGCGGCCGCCUGCCCCCCCACACGCACCGCCCCGAGGAUCGCAAGAGCGGCUCCAGGAACGGAGCGCACAGCCAAGCUCCAGACUACCGGCUGUAUAAGAGCGAGCCUGAGCUGACCACGGUGAAGGAGGAAGUAGACGAGGCCAACGGUGAGGACAAGGACAAGACAGACUCCUCUGCUGAGAGCAAGGACACUGCAGCUUCAAAAGUGCCCCCCUACCCGGUGGGAAUCAUUCCUCCCAGGACCAAAUCCCCCAUCAGUCCUUGUAGGAGUCCUCCCGAGUCCUCCACUAUUGCCUCCUAUGUCACCCUGAGGAAGACCAAGAAGCCUGAAUCCAGAUCAGACCGUCCCAGGAGUGCCGUGGAUCAGACAGGGUUUGGGGAGCGGGAGGUGGGGAGAACGAGGAUGAGUGUGGAGGAGCAGCUGGAGAGGAUGAGGAGGAACCAGCAGGCCUCGUCGCUUCGAGAGAAGAAGAGAGAAACGCCAUCCCGCUCGCCCUCCUUCAGCAAAGACAGCCCUUCCAUUAUCCAGCAGAGUCGGCUCCAGGCGGAAGGGGCGUGUGCAGACCCUGUGGAGCUGGAAGCGGCUCUGCAGCAGCUGAAGGCGUCUCACAUGGAGCGGAGCAGGACGGCUGCUCAGGCUCAGCCUGCCCCACAGGAGGUGCAGAGGGUGGAGGAGGUGAAAGAUGAGGUGCAGCGUGACGGGGACGGUCACGGGACCCUGCAGAGCAUGAAGGAGGCCAACAGCACAGACAGUGAGCUGUGUGAAAGCCAGAGGGUGGUGAUUGUGGACCUCGGCGCAGAGCCUCAGCGUGUGGAGAUUGUAAACCUUCACUCUUUUGAGGAUGAUGAAAGCAGAGACCAAGAUCUGACUAGCUCACCAACAAACACCACCACUGACAACAGUUUCCAGACUCCUGAGCCUGAGACGCCGAGCCCGGAGCCGAGGGAGGACGAACCAGACGCAACGCAACAGAGCGCCAGAGAGGAGAAGCUGGAGCUAACAGCAGACGACAAGAAACACAACAACAACAACAUGUUGGCUUCGCAGACGUUCACCUUGGUGAGCAGAGACACGUGAGCGUUGCCGGCCUCGACAUCCACACUGGGGGCCCAUAAAGCCCAAAUGUAGCCUGCCUGCACAGAGCAUGCUCCACGGCUUCCUGCGUUUACAACAGGACUAUUUUGAUACUACUGUUACAUGCCCACAAGGAGACUGAGACUGAGAGGAUGACAGCCCUGACAACACACGGGCCUCCAUCACUUCCAGACAGAGAGAGAGGCAGAUGUCCUGUAUCUUAACACCUGUUAGAUCUGUCCAUACUGAUAUGUCCCUGGGCAAAACACCAACAUAUGGAGUCAGAUUUGUCUCAAAACAUUUCUGCAUAAAAAUAAGAUUGUGAAAUGGUCAUAUAAAAGUUACAAAUGAUGUUUGAGCUGAAAUAUACUUGCGCAACCCCAGAAGGAGUUUUGAGAGUUUUUUCUGGUUUCAAUAUGAGUCUCCAGCUCAGUCGCGGCCAGGGGAAAGUAACUGGCCAGGCAUUUGGUUUUUAUAGGCGGGCCCUGACAAUCUAAUUCUUUUUUUCAGACUUUUCAAGUCAACAACAGAUUCAUAUUGAUAUUCAAUAUUAUGUAGGUUUAUAUGGUAAAAAGACUACCUUGAAAUGAUAUUUACUGUAUAUUUUAAUGAUACUUAAAAUUCGGUUCAUAUAAAUGAAUUGUGAGCCGAUAGUGCAGCCUAUUAUUUAUCUGAAUGGCAAAGUUGUGUAGUCUCCCACUAUUAGACCUUACAAUUCAGACGCAAGCAGUCCAAGGCCUAAGUCAGUUAUUAGUG
Messenger RNA from Sander lucioperca (pikeperch), 5488 nucleotides. RefSeq names its product pleckstrin homology domain-containing family A member 5-like. The transcript has 32 exons. Gene Ontology annotation, cellular component: cytosol. Gene Ontology annotation, molecular function: phosphatidylinositol-4-phosphate binding; protein binding; phosphatidylinositol-3,5-bisphosphate binding. The record is from RefSeq and is a predicted model, not a curated record. The coding region runs from base 83 to 4735 and encodes 1550 amino acids. NCBI's taxonomy places the organism in Eukaryota, Metazoa, Chordata, Actinopteri, Perciformes, Percidae.